Molecule: messenger RNA, 1125 nt
Organism: Parastagonospora nodorum SN15
Lineage: Eukaryota; Fungi; Ascomycota; Dothideomycetes; Pleosporales; Phaeosphaeriaceae
Exons: 3
Coding region: 1-1125 (374 amino acids)
Molecular function (GO): flavin adenine dinucleotide binding
Source: RefSeq, a predicted model, not a curated record
AUGGACUGCAACGCGCUUACGAAAGCCUUCCCACGGAUGGUCCACUUAUCUUCAUCCCCGGAGUACGAAAACAGCACGAAGUCUUACUUUUUCGCCUUUGAGAACGAGCUUCAGCCAGCGUAUGUAUUGGUGCCCAAAGUCGCUCAAGAUGUAGUCGACAUCAUCAAGUACCUUCAGAACACCCUGACAGGCGUCAAUAUUGCAAUCCGCGGCGGGGGCUCACAGGCGUCACUCUUGUCGCUAAACGUUGUCUCUAUCGCCGCCGAUGAAGUAUACGCGAGUAUCUACACGGUUCUGGAAGAGCAGGGCCUUGCCGUCGUGAGCGGACGCGUAUCCAAAGUUGGAGUCACCGGCGAUUUCUCAUAUUUCUCCGAGUCGACAGGAUUCGUCUGUGACAAUGUGGUCAACUUCCAAGUCGUCCUGUCUAGUGGGGACGUUGUGCAGGCCAACAAGGACAGCCAUUCAGACCUAUUCUGCGCGCUGAAGGGCGGCACGAAUACCUUCGGCACCGUCACUCGAUUUGACCUGCCUGCAUUCCUGCAAGGCAAAACGUGGGGAGGUGCCUUCUACUAUCUUUCGGCAACUUAUGCCGGUAUCGUCCAGGACUUCUACAACUUUGCCAGUGCCGCAGAACCCGAUCCCGAUGCUCAUGUAAUUGCUGCUACUGCAUAUAGUCCGCUCGGUCCGGUCGACGUGGUAAAUGUGUACUAUGCAAAGCCGUCGUCGAAUCCACCUAGCCUAGCACCUUUCACGGCUCUACAGCCGCAGCUCGCCAACACUCUCCGUGAGGACUCGCUGUUAGGGUUCGCCAAAGAACUGUCAAACUUUAGCACAAAUGGGGACCGGCAGUUGUUCUUCACCACAAGCAUCAGGCUGGACAAGCAAUUGAUAAUCGACAUGAAGAGUCUUUACGACAACACGGUCGAAAGUAUCAAGACCGUUCCUGGCCUCGUACUGUCCAUGGUGUUAAAGCCCCUCACCAGACAUAUGCUCCAGAAAAGUGCUGCGCGCAGGCCUAAUUCGCUGGGCCUGUCAGUGGAUGAUGGACCCAUGGUCAUCACACUUCUGGACAGCGUUUACGCCGACGCAACAGACGAUGUCAAUGUCAUCAAUGACCUGGCAUAA